This is a messenger RNA of Parasteatoda tepidariorum (common house spider), 6027 nucleotides long. It is a transcript of the gene B9d1, whose product is annotated as B9 domain-containing protein 1. NCBI's taxonomy places the organism in Eukaryota, Metazoa, Arthropoda, Arachnida, Araneae, Theridiidae. Gene Ontology annotation, cellular component: MKS complex. The record is from RefSeq and is a predicted model, not a curated record. Gene Ontology annotation, biological process: cilium assembly.
CAGCUGUAUGCGUUAUUUUCAAAGUAUUAAAAAAUAAACAAAUAUAAAAACCAAUGAGAGUCAAAAAAUCUGUAGUGUAGAUUUAAAUUCAUACUUAUUCAGCUAUGAAAUUUUUAAAUCCUAAAUGUAGAAAUUAAUAAGCUCAUUUUUUAAUUGAGUGAUUAUGGAAAAAGAAAAUUGUUUUUACUUGAUGGUCACUGGUCAAAUUGAGACGGCCGAUUUUCCAGAAAUUGAUGAUAUUUACUGUAAGCAUUGUUAUGUGUAUGGCUCUGAUUGGAUGGUUGUUUAUGGGAUUGAAGAAGGGAUAACUCAAAUUUCUAAAAGAAGUGAUAAUGGAAUGGGAGUAUUUGCUUUUAAUUUCCCUUUGGAUAUUUCUUUUAAAAGUACAAACCUUUAUGGCUGGCCUCAGCUGGUUGUUAGUGUCUAUGGCUUGGAUUUUUUUGGUAAUGAUGUUGUUCGAGGAUAUGGUUCUGUACAUGUACCUGUGGCUCCAGGAAAACACAGGCGAAGAAUACCAAUGUUUGUUCCCCAAUCUUCCUCUGUACUUCAAAGAUUUACCAGCUGGCUUAUUGGAAAGAGACCUGAAUUUAUUGAUCCUCGAGUUGUCGCACAAGGAGAAGGUCGAGAGGUCACAAAAGUCAGAACUCAAGGCUCUGUAAGUGUGAGCUUCAACAUUACGACAAAGAACUUACAAGAACUUGGUUAUAAUGUGGGUUAAUAAUGUAAAUUUGUCUAGUCUUUUUUCUAUGUACUAUGCAGUCAUUUUUUAUGGUGUAACAAUAUAGUAUUUUUUAUAAAUGAUUUUUAACGCACACAUGAUGAGCUAUGAAAUCUUUAUCAUAAAAAUUACAUGUACUUAGCUCAUACUAACAUAAUUUUAUCUAAGCCUAAAUUAUAGGCUGUGUAACUUUUAUAUGUUUGUUUUAAAUUGUAUUUUAUUGGAUUAACCAUAACUAUCUAGCCAUAUUUUUACUACCUAAUUAUACCUUUAAAAUCUAAGUCAUUUAUUGUAUUGUAGUAUUUCAUAUUUUUAAAUCAGUCCUUAUAUUUAUUUACUUAAUUUUUAUGUUGCUAAUUUAAUGAGUUUUUUAUUUUGUUUUUUAUUGUAUUUAUUAUAGAAGAAUAUUUCAGGCAUUUACUUUUUGUAUGACGUGGAACAUAUUUGAAUUUCUUUAUGGCAUAUAUUUUAGCUUCUUAUUUAAAGGCUAAGCAUAUUUCUUUUGCGUGUUAUACUUAAAACACUUUUUUUAAAAAAUUAAUAACAAAAAAGAAUAAUAAAAGACUAGUCAUUAUAAACCUUAACUACCUUAUAGGAAUUUCUACCUUUUUCAUUUAAGAUUAAAUAUUUAUUAAUUGUCACUUCAAGUAAAUAUUUUUCGUUCAGAUUAAUCCAUCAUUUUUCAUAACAAUGAAGUCAUAUUUUCUUAUAAUGUUUAUUCUUUUGGAUGUAUGUUAUUUGCAUAACUGGUGUAUUUUGUGUUUUUGUUUUGUGUUUUUAAUUUUUGUGUACUUAAAUUUUGUGCAAUUGAUUUAAGGAGUAUUUCUUUUCUCUUUAACUGACUAGUUAAAUGGAUGAAGGUUCUAUUGAUUAACUUAGUUUUAAAUUUGUAUGUUUCUCUUUUUUUCUUGCUUCAUUUAAUAUCUAUGUUGUAUUUAUUUGUGAAGAAAUUACUCAUUACCUUACAAUUUUAAAGUAUAACGAUUUAGCUUUGACUCUUUUGAUGAAAGAUGAUUUAUAAUGACUUUUGUUAAUGGUGUCUGCUUCCAUUAACAUAACAAUAAACUAAAAUUGACGAGUAUUUAUAUGUUAAGUGAGAUGAGGAGAGAGAGAGACAGUAACUAGUUGUUAGAUGAAGAGAAAUGUUAAGUGACAAAUUUCAGUAUCUACAGUUAGCAAACAGCUUGAGCGAUUGUUAACAUAAUGAUCCCAGUUUCAUGAUUUAAAUAUUUUAUAUGAUAUGAGGCACCAAUUUACCAUAUCUCCACUUAGUAUUAUUUAUAUGAAGUUAGAUGUCAUUGGUCAAUUAAAUUUUUAUUUGUAAAGAUAAACACGUGUUUUCUGAUUUAAAAAAAAAUAAAUCAGAAUUUGAUUGGAGAAUGUGCUGUGCCUUUAUUUCUUUUUCACAAGUUUCUAGCUGGUCAGAUCUAUUAUCCAUAACACAUAUUUAAAACUGUUUGCAUCUAAGCAUUUACACUCUUAGUGUCCUAAAUAGAUGGCAAAAGCCAUCUACUGAAGGUUAAGGUAGUGAAACUUUUUAAGAUUGUUGACUCGACUCAUAGUUGCCAAAUGCAUUAGGAACUUUCUUCCACUAAAUUUCUUUCUUUCUUUCUUAAUCCAUUGUGAUAAGAUAACUUAAAGAUUUGGUAAAAUAAGUUGUUAUUUGUUUAAUUAAGACUAAAGUUAAAUCAUCUCUAAAAAAACAAUCUAUUUCAAAAUGUUACUUAGAACCUUCUUCCACUAAGCUCACAAAUAAUUAAACUCAUUGAAUGUUGUGGUCUAGUUGAUAGAGCGUUUCAUCACUUUUAAUAAGGAAGGAUAUUUUAAGCUUAUUCUACCAGUCAAUAUCAAUUUUGAUGAGAACAAAGUUUUUUUUUUUUUAAACCAUUUUAGUAUACAUAAAAUAUUUCCUAAUUUUUUUUAUGCUCAUCUCCCUUCUAAAUUAGCUUAAAUCACUACUUUUCAGUAGAUUUACUUCAUUACUUUAUUAUACAAUGCAGCAUUAAUGUCAGCAUUAUCCUUAAUUUAUGCUUGCAUAUCCUGAAUAAAGAAACAAUGUUUAUAAUAUAUAAGACAUUACAUUAUGUUAAGAUGUUGCUUUUUUAAUAAUAUUAAUAUAGAUCUCUCUUAAAUGUUAUAUAUUGUUUAUGUAUUUUAUAAUUGUAUGCACAUGUUAACAAUAUAUUUAAAAUUUUUGUUUUAGGGUAUUGAUUCAUGUAAGUUAAAUAAUUGAUUUUUAAAAAAAUCUAAUUAUUCAAUAUAAAGUUUUCGAUCUAAUGUUCUUUAAUCAUUAUGCUGUUUAAUUGACAUUUUUUUCAUCUGAUGAAUUUUUAAUAAAUUUUUACAGUCUUUUGUUGUUUCGAAAAUCAUUGUAACAAAUAUGUUUCAUUACAUCAUGAAUCAUUACCAUCUUCAUUAUUUAUUUAUAUUUAAAAGUGAAUAAAAUUUUAAUGAAAAAAAACCCAUCUAAAUUUUGUUUGAAACCUAAUGUUUUUUUUUUCAUAAUUACAUUUGAUAGAUAUUUUAUAACAAAAUUUUUUUUCCCUUUUACUGCCUUACAGUUUCUUUCAAUAAAGUUAUUUUAUUUCAAGUUAGCUCUUGGAUAUAUUUAUCAUAUUUUCUGUGUUAUACAAAAUACUAAUUAAAGCUCGGCAGUUUUCCAAAUUCAUAAGCUCUGAAUUUAAAUGAAGAUUGCUGAUACUUUCACCUUAAAAUAUAAGCAAUCUAAAAUAGUUUUAAAAUUUUUUGUACGUUAUAUUAGUUAAGUAGUAAAGCAAAAAUAAUUGUCAUCUCUAUUUGUUUAUUAAUUGAUAUACAUCAGUCAAAGUAUGCUACUUUUAUUGUAUUUUGGAAACUGUAAAUAUAACAUUUAAAUGAGUUACAUUUAUACAGAUUAUUAUGUUUCUGAUAAUGUGGUGAUAUUUCCGAGUAAUCCGUCCAGUUUUUUAAAAAAAAUGUGUAGUUUGUCUACAGUAAGAACUCCUCCUACCACAAAGUUUGAGGCUGUCUGCUGCUAUGGGAACAAGAAUCGUGCAUUUCAGGGAGGGUAGCUUCUUUUCACUUUAGGGCUAACACAGUUGACCAAGUAAAAAGAUUAUCUUUCUCUCGCCGACCCGAGCCAAAACCUGUCACCACCACAGGUUCAGAUGAAUGGCUAGGGGAGUUCUUACUUUAGACAAACUGUAGUUAAAACUUCUCAUGUCUAUUUUUGAAUUUUAAUUUAAAAUAUAAUAGAUGAAUAACUUUUUCUAUUUACUGUUGCACUUAUAUGAAAUAUAAAAAUUUUUCAUUUGAUAAUUACUUAAUUUUUCUGUCGUGUGUGGUAGUUUUGUCUGAAAACUUAUUUGAUAUUGAAUAAUCAAAUCAGUUCACAGAAUGAAAUUUUACUAUUGUUUUUUCCAUAAUAGUUUUAUGGUGAAGCUGAAAAUAAUAUUGUGAUAUUUAUCUAAAUUCCUUUUCUUCUCUAUUACAUGUCUCAAGUUAGAUAUACUUUUUUUAUCCGACUUUAAUAGUAAUGUUAUAUUUUAUGUAUAAACUUUUUUCUCUAAAAAGAUGCUAGAAUAGAGUAAAUCAAUCCGUCCAUUUAAAAAUCAUGUUUGCCAUUUUGUAAAAUCAAAUUUUAUAGGGCAUGCGUUUAAAAUAAUUGAUAACUCUGCUUUAUUUUGCCUGUUUUGAAAGCAUGUAAAUAAAAAUGACCUCAUUUAAUAAAUUAAACAAUUUAUAGAUAACACUUCUUAGGAAAAUUAAAGGGUGGGAGUUAAAAAAAAUUAUGAAACAGAAAAGGUUAAGAAAUCUAAAUCAAAACUGUUUAUAAAUUAAGAAAUGUUAUAGAUUUCCUAUCAUCAUUUAAACUCAAUGCUCAUAACUUAUUCAAUAAGAUAAAUCUAUUUUUAAUAGAUGUCAUAAAAGCGCUACAUAUUUUAAAGUGAACUUUACAUCAAUGAAAUGAAAAUAUUGAAAGUUACAGAAACUUUUAUGAAAUUUUCUUUCAAACAACAAUGUGCAAUAUUAUUAAACCCUUCUGUAAUUUAAAAAAAAAAUCUAGCUAAUCUAUUGUUUAAGUAAAAUGUUAAAUGUAGAUUCAGCAAAGAUAAAAAUGUAGCAAUUAAUUUAACUUGCAUUUGUAAAGCUUAUCUUUGAAAAUUAUAAGGCUAUACCUAUUCAGUUUGUAAAAUCAGCCACUUUGUAAAAUUUAUUUUCUGCAGCAAAAACCUGUUUUAUUCCUUUUUAUUUUUCGAGAAAGUUGUCUUGAUUUUGUGCAGUUUUGCUAAGCAUUGAAAUACUAAAGGGAUAAAGUUUCUUUAUUGUGCACUUAUUGUUUAUUAUGCACUAUGCUCUUCAUAAUAUUGGUAAAGAUGUCUUAAUCUAAUUAUUUUUCACCUCACAUUUCUAAUGUUAAUUUAAAGAAAAAUUAUAUGAAUGCCUAUUCUCUACUUAUCAAAUAAUACUCACCACCACUUUUUGUUUAAUUUUAUUCGAUAAAUAUAUAUUUUAGGCUUUUUUGAAACUUUUUCAACAUUACUAUUGUAAUUUCGAAAGUUUCUUUUCUUUUAGUUUUUUUUGCUAAGAAGUAGUUUAAUCGUAGUUUUAGCUUUGAACACUUUUUUAAAAGUUGUUAGAGUAAUUUAAAAACUAAAAUAUAUUUUAAUGUAAGAAAUUGAAAAACAAAUUUCAUUUAAGCAUUAUUAACAUGAGGGAUAUGGGAACAUAUAUAGGCUUAUAUGGAAGAUGAGAGGAAGUAGAAUGUGACUUUAAGAUACCUUUGACAUUUACCAGAAAACUGUUAAAAUCAAGACAUUUUGUCUAGUAUUUUUUUAGGGCAUUAACUCAAUUUUUUGAUAACAUUUUAAUUUUUUUACAAAAAGUAAUAAUCCUCCUCAAUUCACUUCUCCAAUGACUGUUCAAUAUUUCUUAGUUUUUGUCUCAUGAUUUGCAUUGUAUAAAUUAGUACUAAUCAUUUUUUAACCUGAUGUGUUUUAUCCUAUCACUAAUUAUUUGAAAAGAAAAUGUUAUGUUUAAAAUUUUAUUUUUUCUAAGUUUCAAAAACUAAAUUCUAAAUAUUUUUUUCAAUAAUUCAUUAUCUAAAUUUUAUUAUAUUUUGUUCAAUGGUACUAUUAGAUUGUAUGUUAAUUUCUACUACUAAUGAUAAUUGUUUGUAAUUAAAUAACAUUGUUUGAGAAAAAAUGCUCAGUAUAUUGUAGCAUAUGUAUUUUUAAAUUGAAAAUUAUGUUAUGAUUGUUACUAUUGUCAUUAAAUUGAACUUUGCUUUCGAAUUUGAUGGAAAUAAAAAUAUUGCUAAGAAAUAAAAU